UCAGGACUCUCUUCUCGAAAUGGCAGCCGAGUUCCUGAGGAGCAGUUAGCGACGAAGAUGCAGCAGAGAAGUGGAGAAUCCUGUCAAGAUAAUACCUGACAUCGAACGGAUCGUUCCGACAUGUUCGAAAUGUGGAACUCGGUUGGUUCCAAACUGGAUCCUGACGAAGGCGAUUUGCCGCACAACUCACAGCAACCUCACACGUCAUCAGGGUCGAUAAAAGCGCAAAUCGAGAUCAUCCCGUGCAAGGUGUGCGGGGACAAGUCUUCGGGCGUGCAUUACGGCGUCAUCACCUGCGAGGGCUGCAAGGGCUUCUUCAGGAGGAGCCAGUCCUCGGUGGUCAACUACCAGUGUCCCAGGAGCAAGGCCUGCCUCGUCGACCGGGUCAACAGGAACCGCUGCCAGUACUGCAGGCUGCAGAAGUGUCUGCGGCUGGGCAUGUCCAGGGACGCUGUAAAAUUUGGACGAAUGUCUAAGAAACAGAGGGAGAAGGUUGAAGAUGAAGUGCGGUACCAUCGAGCCCAGUUGAGGGCGCAGGUUGAGCAAACGCCGCCGGACAGCUCCGUCUUCGACCAAGCCCAAACACCUUCAUCGACUGACCAGAUCCACAACUACACUGGGUACACUUAUGGCAGUGAUGUCGGAUCGUACUCGUAUAACUACAGUGGUCAGGUAACGGCAACAAUGCAAUACGAUAUAUCUGCAGAUUUUGUAGAUAGCACAACAACAGCCUACGACCCAAGACCGAGCAUAGACCAGAUCUCAGACUCAAGUAUGAUGGGCAACGUUGUAACGACAGAGGAGAAGGUGGCUAACAGUGUGUGUGUACAAGGCGGUGGUGGGAAGGUUGUGCAGGGCCAACCAAGACUUGCCAUCAAGCUGGAGACCGAAGCGCUCAAUGACGGCGUCAUCAACACAUACGUAGACUCUACAACAUCGAGGCAAACCGAGGAACUUCCCAAUCCUGCCCAGAUAUCCGAACUUCUUUCUAAAACUAUAGCAGAUGCCCAUUCACGGACGUGCCUCUUCACAAUGGAACAUAUACAUAAUAUGUUCAGAAAGCCUCCAGAACUUUCUAAGCUCAUUUUUUACAAAGACAUGGCACAUGAAGCACUUUGGCUGGAAUGUGCUCAAAAGUUAACAUCUGUGAUCCAACAAAUAAUUGAAUUUGCCAAGAUGGUACCUGGCUUCAUGAAGCUUUCUCAAGAUGACCAAAUUGUCCUUUUGAAAGCUGGAAGUUUCGAACUUGCGAUUCUCAGGAUGUCACGAUACUUUGACUUAAGCUCUGGUUGUGUCCUGUACGGAGACACCAUGCUCCCCCAGGACGCAUUCUACACAGCAGAUACUGCGGAAAUCAAACUGGUGAAUCUUGCAUUUGAAGUUGCCAGAGGAGUCGCAGAACUGAAACUGACCGAGACAGAGCUCGCACUCUAUUCCGCAUGUGUUCUUCUUUCAGGGGAUCGGCCUGGUUUGAAGGGUUUAGCUGAAAUUGGAAGGCUUGGUCAAGCUGUUUUAAGAGCACUGAGGAUCGAAUUAGACCGGAAUCACACAAUGCCAAUUAAAGGAGAUGUCACCGUGUGUGAUGCCCUUUUAGGGAAGAUCCCUUCUCUCAGGGAAUUAAGUAUGUUGCACAUGGAAGCGCUUAGCAAGUUCAAAAGAUCAUCGCCUCACCUUGAGUUCCCUGCAUUACACAAAGAAUUAUUUUCUGUUGACAGCUGAACUAUGCUUAAGAAACUUCAUUCAAACAAGCGGAGGAGAUCCCCUGAGUACGUGCAGCCGAUGAUUCAACAGGCGUUGGACUGCAUUUACCAACCAUACGAUGAAGCUUCUUAUGCAUAGAAGACUUUAUAUGUCCAGUGAUAUUUCAGGACAUGUGUUUAUUAUUUUUUGUAAAUAUGUAAUAGCGCCAAUGUACAUUUCUAAUCAAAUUUUACAUAUAACAAAGCUUAGAAAGUGUACUAUAUAUAAAUUAUUUAUUUGAGUUUUAUUUUGAUUAUAGUAUUAAUUGUUUUACUAAUCUACAAAAUAAUAUUCCUAUACUGACGUAAUUAUUUGUACAUAAUUAACGCAAUCAUCUGGCCAUUAUAUUUUGGGGUAGUACAUAUAAAGUACUAGAAAAAUUUCAAUUAAUGCUGCUAUGGUGUAAACUUAAUAGUGAAAACAAUAAUUCACUCUGGUUACAGCAUCCUUAAAGUGUUGCUGUAAUUAGCUUGAAUUAUUAACAACAAAUGAUUUAGUAUAAGAAUGUUAUUUUGUGAAUUGUAAAGUACAAUAUAUUGUUUUUAAUGUAAUAUUGUGCAUUAUUUACAACAAAAAAUGUACAAUCUAUAUAAAUAUAUAUAUAUACAUCAAUAUAUAUAAAUAUAAUUGUAAGAAAAUUCACUUAUAAUGUUAAUUUAAUUAAUGUUACUAGUUAUAUUUAAUUUUAAUAUCAGGAGUUGGGACUGGGACAUGGACUAACAUAUGCUGGUUUUUCCAACAUAUAAAUUAAGUUUGUAAAAUAUUAAUAGCUAACAUAAAACAUUUUUUUUAUUUUUUUAAUGAUAAUUCUCAAGUUUUUUGAUAAACACUUAUAAUUUAAAAAUGCAACAUGUAAUUAAAUUAAAAGGAAAAAAAGAUGAAAUAUUUUUUUUUUAAUUUGAGAAUUUUCUAUUUUUUGAAUGCAGUUUAGUAAAGAAGAAGAAAAAAAAAAAGUGUAAUAUAAUAUCCAUUCCAACAACAGAAAAUUAGUCGAAGAAAAUUGUACAAAAAAAAUAAAUAAAUUAAAUGAAAUAACUGAGCCUGUUACAUAAUAUUGAUUAAACAAAAUUAAAAGGGUAAACAAUUCUGAGAAGAUGGUUCCCUUUUGAAUAAUCGCUAGAACUUGUGAUAAAUUUCAAUUUAUUCGUGAUUUAUCGAUUUAGUAUAUUUUCACUAUAGAUAACACAAUAGUAAUAUGUAGUUAAUUGAUUCUAAUUAAGUAACUCACGAUUUUGUAUCAAAUACAAAAUUAUUUUCUGGUGAGAAUAAAAAGUGAUGGCUCUCUGGGUGCUAGAAACAAUAAAGAUAAUUAAAGUAUUAUUUUUUGUAUAUUCAUUAACCCGCAAUUUUUGUUUACCCUUUUUCGAAUAACAGAGUUUAUUUUCCCCUAAUAUAAAAAAAAUAAAGUAUAUAUAUAGUUUACAAUUAAAUGUUAUGCAUAAUACAUAGUUUGAUAAAUGAAACUAUGUUUUGUUAUGUACUAAUAGUAUUAAGAAUGGGGUAAAAAUCCAAUUAUAUAUUUGAGGUAGUAAAUUUUGAACUUAAAUAAAAGAGUAAAUAAAUUAAAUGUUAUUGUUGAUAUAUAUAAAAAAAUAAAUUAAAUGAAAUGUAUUUUUUUUAUUAGUACAAUUUAUUGAGUGUUUAUAUUAAUUUUACUUCCUUAUAGUAAUAAUGAAAUUUUGUUUUUCUUUAAAUUAAAGUCAACUCUCCAUAAUUUAAAUAUAUAUAAUAAUUUGAGUUAUAAUUAAACUCAACGAUAUGUUUAUAAUAUAAACUUAUCAAUGAUUGAAAAGAAAUGUGGUAGAUUUUCCACUCCGUUCAACUAGGUUCGACAUUAAAAUUCAAAUAACAGUUAAAUGAAAUGUUUUACAUUGAUAGUUGACUUUAUGGUAAAUAAAUAAGAAUAUGGUGUGGAUGGGGGUCACGGACAACAUAUAAAAUAUUGGAAAAUAUUCAUUAAAUACCAAUGUUUCAUCCACGAUUGUAGUUCACCAUCAGGACCGAAUAAGAAAAUGUGUAAGCUAACCAUGUUAUAUAGUUGGCCAACACUUUUUCUUAUUCGGAAGAGAAUCUAUCAUGAGAGUUGAAAUAUUGACAUUUAAUAAAUAGUUGCUAUUAUUUCAUACGACUAGCACCCAUACCAUUUCCUUCUUGAUUGAAGAUAAUGUUUAAAAAGUUUUGUCUAGCUCAGGAAUUCUUUAAUUUUUAAGAGUUGUCAUUUAUAAAAGAAUUGAGUUAUUGAGAGUCGACUGACUUAUGUUGGCAUGAAACCUACCUCAAACAUAUUAAAACAUUUUUGCUUGCGAGAGGUUACUUACCAGAUUGGAUAGUUGCCCCCUUAUUUUAAAGUUCAAUACCUGCUGUCUCAUAUUAGACUUCUGGUAAAUAAUGAAUACAUCAGUUCUAACUCUAUAUUAGGAAAGAGGUUUUCAUCUGUGAUAAAACUAAAAGAAAAACACACAAAAAAAAAAAAAAAAAAAAGAAAGGAAAUCAUCGCUUGAUUUAGUUAUUAAUUGAUUGAGCUUUAUAAAAACAGAUUAUCAAUUUUUACAAAGCAUAAAAAUUUUGUCAACACUUGUACUUGUUAAUAAUGAUUUUUUUUUCGCAGAUGUUUUGUAACUAACAUAAUUAAUUUCCUCCGAAAUUCAAAGUGCUUAGAACGAUGUUGGAUGUGAUACUUGAGUGCCGAGUUAUUAUGUUAUAUAGUUGUUUUGUUUUUUUGUUUGUUUUUUCAUUUAUAAAAUGUAAUUUUAGUAUAUCAAAAGGAAAUAUUUGCUCCAUGAUAUUUGCAUAUAGGUGAUAAUAUAUGCAUUCUAGUUUGGAAUGUUAGAAAAUGUAUGGCAGAUUUUAUUUAGAAAGAAAAAAAAAUGAAAUCUUAUUAGCUUUUAGGUUUAGUAAAUAAUUGCGACAAAAUUAAACAAAAAAAAAAUUACUUUUUCUAACUUUUCAAACUAAAAGAUAAAAUAUAUAUAUUAUUAUAGAAAGAAAUAUUAAAUCCUUAAACAUUGAAAGUAUAUUACUGCCUUAUAUUGAUUUUGAAACUUUUUCACUUAACUGAUCUCUAAUUUCAAAUGUAACUGCGUAAAUAUGAAUCGCUAAUAGGCCAAAUUUACCAAAAUAAACUAACUUUCCCUUGGAUUAUAAAGAACUGCAAAGUGUAUAAAGUAAAAGAAUCGUUUGCUUUUUUAUUUUUAUUAUCUAAAAAUGCCUUUAAAAAAUAUUAAUAUUUAUAAUUCACUUUUAUAAUCAAAUGGAAAGUUCAAAAAACUCAAGUUCAAUAUCUGUUUGAACAAAUUACAGUGUAGAAACUGCGCUUAGUUUUGGUAAAUGGUUAGGUGGUUUAUAAUAUCUAUAAGAGAAUUUAUAAAAUUGUGUAUGUAUAUGUACAUGUGUAUAUACAUAUACACACAUAUAUGUAAGUAUUUAUGUAUGUGUUUAUAUGUAUGGUUAAAAACAUACACUCAGACGCAUAUACAAGUACAUGCCCAUCAUUAAUAUAUUGCCUUAAAAUGGAAUGGUAUUCACUGUACCGAAGUUCAAUGUGAUAUUUUAAAUUAUACUGGUAAUUCUCAACAUUGUUGUUUCUAGAUAGUCUAUUCUAUCCAUUACUUUUCAUCUUUUAAUGGUACUACGCAUAAUAUUUUUUUAUUACAAUUGUUUUAUAAAUAUGGAAUUAAUUUCUGAUUAAAAAUAUAAAAUCAAUAACUUUCAUUCUUCUUCGGUAAAGAGAGUACUCAUAUUUAGAUAUGUAAGCGAAUAGGUGCGUUAUUCUAAUUAUUAAAUAAAUGAAAAAAAAAUAAAAAAAAUCCACACUUAGAUUAAUUAUUGUUACAUGCUGAAAUGUAGAGAAAUGGUUAAAUAUUAUUAUAUAUUGUGCUGUUAUUAUUUAGUCUGAAUAAAAUGAGAGAUAAAUUAUUUGCUGUAUACUUUAUUUGUAAUUACAGAAAUAAAAAUGCUAUUUCUGUUAUGCUGGAUAUUUUUAUUUUUUGUUUAUCUCUACCGAAAAAAAGGUUUAUUUUUCUUCAAUGUUUUUCUUUUAAUUGGGUUAUUUAUUUAUUCAAUUAAUA
Nezara viridula (southern green stink bug) is the source of this 5807-nucleotide messenger RNA. NCBI's taxonomy places the organism in Eukaryota, Metazoa, Arthropoda, Insecta, Hemiptera, Pentatomidae. The record is from the annotation of a GenBank genome assembly.